GUUUAUGGUGCCAGCCAGGUCCCAGGUGAUGUUUUCUUUGAGAAUAGAAAAGAGCAGGGAAAGGAAGGAGAUGUUAGGAGUAGCGGCGGUGGAUCACGCCUUCCAUUCUUCUCAUCCCUUUCACCCCCAUCACACUUCCUUCUUCUCCUCCUUCCUACCCAAUCGCCUUCCCUUUAUUUCCUCCUCCUCCUCCUCCUCCGCAUCUCAUGGAAGAACCCUCUCUCUCACUCGCCCUACCAACUCCUCUCUCCGCGCCAAUUCGACCUCGGUCGUGCUUCCGGAGGGGGAAGAGGACGGCUUUGAAAUUGAGCUGGAGAAUGUCGGAGAACACAAGAAUCGUAGGAGGAGGAUUCAAUCCAGGAUCCGUGUUAACGCCGAGUUGGACACUGUGUGGAGCGUCUUGACGGACUACGAGGGCCUCGCUGGUUUCAUCCCCAGCUUGGCCGUCAGCCAGCUGCUCGACAAAAAGGACAAGUUUGCGCGACUUUUUCAGGUUGGCCAACAAGAUUUGGUCUUCGGCCUAAAAUUUAAUGCGAAGGGCGUUCUAGACUGUUAUGAGAGAGAUCUGAAAAUUUUACCUAAUUCUCGGAAGAGGGACAUCGAUUUCAGGAUGAUUGAAGGUGAUUUCGAGAUAUUCGAAGGCAAGUGGUCCAUUGAACAGACUGACUACCCCAUUGGCAGCGACCCUCAGAGUUUUGUAGAUGAAGAAUUCCAAACAAUAUUGUCUUACUUUGUGGAGCUUGUUCCCAAGCUUUGGUUGCCUAUUCGUCUAAUUGAAGGGAGAGUUUGUAAAGAAGUGAAAACUAACCUUUUAUGUGUCCGAGAACAAGCUCAAAGAGUUCAAAGAUUGAAAGGCGAAAUGCAUGACACCUGGUAAUCCAGAAAAAACACCCUUUUCUGCAGCAUGAUUUAUAUUUUGAUUAUAUUAACAUGGUGGAAUUAUGCCGAAACUUUGUGUAAUGACAGAGUGGGAAAGAGGAAAGGAAAGAAUAGAAGAAAUGAUGAUUUCAAUAAACGUUAAUUCCUUAUCAUGCA
Messenger RNA from Zingiber officinale, 1035 nucleotides. RefSeq lists its product as uncharacterized. Lineage: Eukaryota; Viridiplantae; Streptophyta; Magnoliopsida; Zingiberales; Zingiberaceae. The transcript has 3 exons. The record is from RefSeq and is a predicted model, not a curated record. The coding region runs from base 5 to 877 and encodes 290 amino acids.